Messenger RNA from Mytilus californianus (California mussel), 2167 nucleotides. RefSeq lists its product as uncharacterized. The record is from RefSeq and is a predicted model, not a curated record. Bases 78 to 1766 code for a protein of 562 amino acids. The transcript has 2 exons. Lineage: Eukaryota; Metazoa; Mollusca; Bivalvia; Mytilida; Mytilidae. Gene Ontology annotation, molecular function: zinc ion binding.
CUUUUUUCUUCCUGGUUUAGAAAAAUGGGUGAUUACAUUUGAUUGAUUUUGUUUAAUUCCUAAAUUAAGAGAUCACAAUGGCCUCUAAUACAAGUAUAUGUGGUAUAUGCUUCCUUCGACAAUUAACGAGACCAUCCAAACACUGGUGCCCGGAAUGUGAAGAAGCUGUUUGUGAUGAGUGCAAAGAGCAUCAUAAAUUACUGAAAGCCACACGAGGACACGAACCCAUUCCAAUUUCCAGUUACAAAUCUCUUCCGUCAUUCAUAACUGACAUACAACAAUCAUGCGACUAUCACAACGAACAAUAUAAAAUAUACUGCAAUGCACAUGCGUUACCUCUUUGUCUCCAAUGCAUCAAUGAUCAUAGCAACUGCAACGUCACUUCUCUUGAAAAGGUCACCAAUAACGUCAAGACCUCUGGGCAAUUUCUAGAUAUAGAAUCAAGACUGAACGACUUAUUACAAAACAUCCAUAGAAUUAAGGAGGACCGGAAAGCUAAUGUGACUAAAAUUGAAGAUAUGAAAAUAAAACAUAUUAAAGAAAUUCGGCAGAUAAGAGUUGAAAUAAAAGAACAUUUAGACAAUCUUGAAAAACAAAUUAUUAAAGAACUUGAAGAGAAGGAGUGUCAAUGUAAAGAGAGUAUUCAGAAAGUUUUAUCGUCGGUCAAAGAAAAAGAAACUAUAAUAACGCAAUUUCAGUUGAAUUUCAAAACCUUCAAAGAAUAUGCAUCCGAUCUUCAAACAUUUAUUGGAAUGAGAGAAAUUGAGAUAAAAAUUGACGAAAAUGAACAAUAUUUGCAGUCGUUGAUAGAGGCAAAAGGUUUCGAGCAGGUUGACCUUGUGUGCAAUGUAGACACAGAUGUGCAUAGUAUUUUGAACAGUUUAAAGAAUUUUGGAUCAGUUGAAAUUAAAACUGGAACUAGCAACAUUGAGUUGAUCAUAGCUACAAAUAGGCAAGCACAGUUGCAAGUAGAAACGGAAAGACAGAAUAUAAAUGAAGUGAACUUGAUUCUACAGAAUAAGAUAGCAACAUACGGAGACACAGUAAGAGGUUGUUGUAUGUCAGAAGUAGGGGAAUUUCUAUUCACUGAUCACUGCAAAAAGAAAAAUUUAAAUGUAAUUUCGUCUAAUGGCACAUUUAAUUUUAUCAUGUCGCUUGAAUCUAGUGAUGGGUUUGAUAUGACAUUUGUUGAUAAGAAAACUGUCGCUAUUACAACUGGGACGUCACCAAAGAGGAACGGUAUUGAUAUAAUAGACAUUAAGAACCGAAGUAAAAUAAAGUUUAUCAAACUUCCUGGACUUUCAUUUGGAAUCGCAUGUGAUUACGACUCGCUGUUUGUCUGUGUUGCAAAAAAUGGUAUCUUCAAAGUUAAUACUUUGGACUAUAAUACAUCUAGCGUGAUCAGUUGUAAUUUGUCCUGGUUUUCCUAUGUAUCUGUAUUCGCAAAUAAGAUAUACUACACUGACCUCUAUGCUGACAGUGUAGUUUGCUGUGGCCCUAAUGGAUUACGUGUUUGGACUUUUAAAGAGGAUUCAGUUUUGAAACAUCCAAGAGGCAUCACUGUAGAUAAUGAUGGAAACGUGUAUGUUGUAGGAGAACACUCGUCAAAUAUAGUCUUUAUAUCAAAAGAUGGAAAACAUCACAAAGAAAUUCUGACCAAGGUGGAUGGUCUCUGUGACCCAUCUGCUAUUUUCUUUGAUAAGGAGAAAAGAAAACUCCUUGUUGCAAAUUUGAAGCAAACUGCUUUUCUCUACAAUGUUACUUAAAAGUUUUUGCAAUCAAAACAAUGGACAUGAAUAACAAUUAACAAUAAACUGAAUGUUGCAAUUUACUUGGUAACUGCUUUUCUUUACAGUGUUAUGUAAAAAGAAUUGAAACCAAAAUGACUGACAGAUCAAUUUAUUUAGAUUUGUUUGUAAAUAAACUACGUUAACUUGAAAACCUCUUUUAUAAAUGUAGGGAAUCACAAUUCAAUACCAGAGAGGAAGGUCCCCGUGAAAAGUAAAAUAACAAAAAUACCGAACUCCAAGAAAAAUUCACUACGGAAAGUCCCUAAUCAAAUGGCAAAAUCAAAAGUUCAAACAAAUGGAUAACAACCAGAGAACAGUCUGCUAUUUUUCUUGUUUAAAGGGGCGUUUACUUUGAGAUAUAUAAAACAAAUAAUAUA